AUGAUUUCCGGCCUCCUCCUCCUCCUCCUACUAAUCUCGACCACCAUCCCCUCACCCACCACCGCCUUAUCCUUCAACUUCACAACCUUCACCAGCAGCAACCAGAACAUCACAUACGAGCAAGCCUUCGCUGCCGAGAACUCCAUCCAGCUCACCCGCAACCUCCUCGGCUCCGAUCUCAACAUCAGCUUCGGCCGCGCCACCUACCGCUCCCCUUUACCCCUCUACGACCCCAAUUCCAGAAACCUCACCGACUUCCGAACCCACUUCACUUUCAGCAUCUCCUCCCAAAUCCAGGACGCCGGCGGCUACGGCGACGGCCUCGCCUUCUUCCUCGGCCCCGUGGGAUCCAGACUUCCCCCUGACCUCACCAAUGCCAGCUCCAUGGGGCUCACCAGAGACGGACAGCUGCUGAACACGACGGCGAAUCGAUUCGUCGCCGUCGAGUUCGACAUUUUCAGCAACGAAUUCGAUCCGCCGACGGGGAGCCACGCCGGAAUCGACAUCAAUUCGAUGCGAUCGGUGGCGAGCGUACCCUGGGAAGGAGAUAUAAUGGGUGGGAAUAAGAGCGAUGCUUGGAUUUCUUACGAUUCUGCUCUUCGAAAUUUGAGCGUUGCGGUGACAGGGUAUGUGGGGAACGUUUCAGUGAUUCGGCGGCUGAGCUACAAUGUCGAUUUGAGGGAUUACCUUCCCGAAGAGGUAACUUUUGGGUUCUCGGGAGCAACACGGAAUCAAAGCGCGAUUCACAGGAUUCAUUCUUGGGAUUUCGUUUCUACAUUGGAAGAAAUCGUUCCUCUUGCUAAUGGGAGUAACCCUAGUCGUCCAAUCGGUGGGAAGAAGAAGAACAGAGUCGGUUUGCUGGUGGGUUUUGGAAUUGGGGGUUUUCUGGACGACGACGGCGACGAUGCAGAGCAGGAAGAAGUUAAUCGCCGGAUGAUGGAUGAGAUACUGGGGAAAGGGACAGGGCCGAGAAAGUUUACUUUCAAGGAACUGGCUAAGGCUACUAACAACUUCAGCGAUUCGCACAACAAGCUUGGGGAAGGAGGGUUCGGCGGGGUUUACAGAGGGUUUAUCAAGGAGAACAAUGAGUACGUUGCCGUGAAGAGAGUGUCCAAAAGAUCGAGACAGGGGAUCAAGGAAUUCGCGGCGGAGGUGAAGAUCAUCAGCAGGCUGCGGCACAGGAAUUUGGUGCAGCUCAUUGGAUGGUGUUACGAGAAAAGGGAGCUGCUCUUAGUCUACGAGUUUCUACCCAAUGGCAGCUUGGAUAUCCAUCUGUUCAAGAACAAGGAUGUGAACUCUCUUUUGUUGACAUGGGAAAUGAGGUACAAGAUCGCCAAAGGGCUGGCAGCAGGGUUGUUGUACUUGCACGAGGAGUGGGAGCAAUGCGUGGUUCACAGAGACAUUAAGUCGAGCAACAUUAUGCUGGAUUCGAGCUUCAACGCCAAGCUCGGCGAUUUCGGGCUGGCGAGGCUGGUGGACCACGAGAAAGGUUCACAGACGACAAUGCUGGCAGGGACGAUGGGUUAUCUGGCACCAGAAUGUGCCACAACGGGCAAGGCGAGCCGCGAAUCGGACAUUUACAGCUUCGGCGUGGUGGUUCUGGAGAUUGCUACGGGGAGAAAGCCUGCUGUUGUGGUGAACCCAGAGGAGGAGCAGCGGCAGCAGUAUGCGGAGCAUUUGACUCAAUGGGUUUGGGACCUCUAUGGAGAUGGAACGUUGUUGAUUGAAGGCCCUGAUUCAAGGCUGGGCAAGGAUUUCGACGAGCGGGAAAUGGAGAGGUUGAUGAUCAUUGGGCUGAGUUGUGCUCACCCGCAUGCCAAGUUCAGACCUUCCAUUCGGCAAGCAUUGCAAGUCCUCAACUUUGAGGCUCCAUUGCCGGUUCUCCCGCUGAGCAGGCCAGUGGCGACUUAUGUUUCGGCCCCAUCGACUGCUGUGUCGUCUACUUUUUCGUCUUCCACCGUUGGUGGUGGUUCUAGCUCUAUGGAUUCAUCAGUGGAAGGUGACAGGAGGAGCUACUUCUCUGCUGAUAUUGCUCCUUCUAGGUUGAAGGUUUCUUCGUCUUCGGUGGAUAGUUUCCAUGUCGCUAAUACAUUUUAG
This is a messenger RNA of Linum tenue, 2097 nucleotides long. The record is from the annotation of a GenBank genome assembly. NCBI's taxonomy places the organism in Eukaryota, Viridiplantae, Streptophyta, Magnoliopsida, Malpighiales, Linaceae.